GAUUACUGCGACUCGCAUCGCCACAGCGCCACCUGGCGUCUCGUUGCGGCAGCGCUCCCAGCUAUCGACGGAAGUAGCCGGUGUGUCUAUGACACGUCACUGAGGUCAGACGGGAGGAAAGAUGGCGAGCACCUACGAGAUUUUCAACUUGCGCACCACACCAGAGAAGUUCUACGUCGAGGCUCUUGAUGAGGGAUCCGAGGAUGUGCUGGCCAUCGACAGGGUGUCGACCGAGACAACUCUCACAGUGAGGAGGGACAUCCCUGCGUCUGCGGAGACCCGGCCGAUAUGCGGCCUCAUGGGGACCAUCCGCCUGGUGGCAGGCAUGUACCUGGUCGUCAUCACAAAGAAGAAGAAGGUGGGGGACCUGCUGGGCCACACUGUGUGGAAGGCCGUGGACUUUGACAUUGUCUCCUACAAGAAGACGAUACUGCACCUGACGGACACCCAGAUGCAGGACAACAAGGCUUUCCUGUCCAUGAUCAAUAACGUGCUUCACACUGAAGGCUUCUACUUUGCAACGGACUACGACCUGACCCACACCCUGCAGCGCCUGGCCAACACCAGCCCCGAGUUCCAUGAGAUGAGCCUCCUGGAGAGGGCAGAUCAGCGCUUUGUGUGGAACGGCCACCUGCUGAGGGAAUUUAUCGCACAGCCGGAGUUACACAAGUUUGUGUUUCCUGUCGUCCAUGGCUUCAUCACUAUGAAGUCGGGCUGCAUCAGCGGAAAGGUCUUUGAUUGGAUCAUUAUCUCCAGGAGGAGCUGCUUCAGAGCCGGAGUGCGCUACUAUGUCCGAGGCAUCGACUCAGAAGGCCAUCCUGCUAACUAUGUGGAAACGGAGCAGAUCGUGCAGUACAACAGCGCCAAGGCCUCGUUUGUUCAGACGAGAGGCUCCAUCCCCUUCUACUGGUCCCAACGGCCCAAUCUCAAGUACAAGCCCAAACCACAGAUCAGCAAAACAGUGAACCACUUGGACGGAUUUCAGAGACACUUUGACUCUCAGAUUAUCCUGUACGGAAGACAAGUCAUUUUGAACCUGAUCAACCAAAAGGGCUCAGAACAGCCACUGGAGCUGGCCUUCGACAAGUUGGUGACCAACCUGGGAAACGGCAUGAUCAAAUACAUAGCCUUUGACUUCCACAAAGAGUGCAGCCGGAUGAGGUGGCACCGCCUUCAGAUCUUAGUGGAUAUGGUCGCUGAAAUGCAGGACGAAUUUGGAUAUUUCCUGGUGGACGCAGAUGGGAAGGUGAUGUUGACCCAGGAGGGAACGUUUAGGAGCAACUGCAUGGACUGUCUGGACCGCACCAACGUCAUCCAGAGCAUGCUGGCCCAGCGCUCGCUGCAGUCCCAGCUACGGAGAAUGGGAGUCCUUCACGCGGGGCAGCAGAUCGAGGAGCAGGCGGACUUUGGCAAGAUGUUCAAAAACGCCUGGGCAGACAACGCCGACGCCUGUGCCAAGCAGUAUGCCGGCACCGGCGCCUUGAAGACCGACUUCACCAGGACAGGGAAGCGGACUCAGUGGGGACUGCUGAUGGACGGCUGGAACUCCAUGAUCCGAUAUUAUAAAAACAACUUCUCUGAUGGUUUUAGACAGGACUCCAUUGAUCUGUUCCUGGGGAACUAUGCUGUGGACGAGUCUGAUUGGUCCACCCCAAUGCGUGACAACAAAGACUGGAAGUUCCUGACGCUGCCCAUUGUGAUGGUGGUUGCAUUCUCCAUGUGUAUCAUCUGCCUGCUAAUGGCCGGCGAGACGUGGACUGAGACGCUGGCCUAUGUUUUGUUCUGGGGAACAGCCAGCGUGGUGACGGGCGGCCUGAUCCUCUUUAACGGACUGGACUUCGUAGACGCCCCCAAGCUGGUCCAGAAGGAGAAGCUGGACUGAAUGUGUGCGUGUGGAAAGCAGCUUGGCCCCGGCGACCUCACCGCCUCAUCUUCUGGCUCUUCGGCACUUUACCCCCAGCAACAGCACCCGCAGGCCUGGAGCCUUUACUGACGGACGGGGUGGAGUGGAGUGGAGGAUGGCGGUGGGAAGCGGGGGCUGGGCCUCGUGCGCGACAACGGCGGUAAAGACAGGGACUGGGAGUGCACGGGGCCGGCUGCUGUCCACACUGCAGCUACUGUCAUGUGGACAGGACUGUCUGUCUGCUGUUUUACUGGACACUAAACCUCUGGAUGUGUUUGUUUUCAUGAUUUCAGAGUUAGGCAGUGGGACCUAUACUUCCCAUUGAAUUCUCUUAAUGGCUGUAUUGGGAUCAGUUGUUUUGCCUUUUUUCUUUUCUUGUUGCCAAUAUAUGUUCAUCCAUGCAGAGAUGCGUUGUCUUGGGUUAGACGCUGCCUGCUUCAAUUAUUCAUGACCAGCAACAAGUGGAUGAGCCUGUUCUCAAGGCUCCAUGUAAUCGGCCUUCUUGUUUCGUUACACAGCCAGUGUAUGAACAGAAGUCCUCAGUAUCCAAAGUCCGUUGGAGAUUUGUUGAAUGGUGCACUUUUUUCACUUAGCAUACUUGUUCAGCACUACAUGUUGACCACCAUGUGUCGGAGUAAAUCAUUACAACCAACCGUGAUCCUGGGCUUGGACCCAACACCCAUUUAUUUACCAUAAGACAUUUGUGGCCCGAGAAGAGGAUUCUGUGCAGUCCAUCUACAUAAUUCUUGCUCUCGAAUGAGUCAUUAGGGUCAUAAAGAAAGAAUAGACAGAACCUAUUGUUAACAUUGUAACUCUUUUAAAGGGCUGAAUUUGCAGGUUGGUGUAUUGGAGCACUAUCUGCAGGCCAGCCACAGUGUUUAGCUAUUGUGUUGAGUUCAUUCUUCAUAAUAACAUAGUUGGUAAGUGCAUUCAUUUUCUCCAUUGUUGCACUUUCCUUAAAGCUAGGGUUGGUAAUGUGGUAAAACUAGUAACGAGUACGCUACAAAACAGCCCAGAGGACCAAUUCUUUUAUUUUUCCAAAAUUUAGCUAGAAAGUUGAGUGACCCUCUAAAGCAUGUUCACUAAGAAUGUAAAAAACAAACAUGGCUGUUGGUAUCCAAACUGUCCCGCUAGCAGCUUGUGGGCGACGGGUGAUGUGCGUGGAGUGGACAGGUCUACGGCCAGUCUGAUCACUGAGCACGAAAAGCAACAACUUUAAUUAAUAUGAUCAAAACGUUUUGUCAGAAGAUUUGCCAACCCUAGCUUUAGUGAUAUCUGGAUAAUAUAUGGUGUUAAAGUACAGGUGUCAGCUUUGACCAUCAGUUACUAUCACAAUCUAAUUCUAAAUAACUGUUUUCAUUUGGGACGGAGUUGCAUGGAUAUACAGAUUUUGCCUGUUAUGUUCUCUGUGACAUUCCUGAGUAUAUGGUAAAUGUUAACAAUAUUGAAUGUUCUGUUGGGUGUAACAGAGGCAGAGAGCUGUUAUCUCCCUGAUCCAUGACAGGCAUUUAUUCAGUUCUAAGAGGAUGUUCAACUUAAUGACUAUCACUCAAAUGAUUUAUUAACUUUGACUCUGUAAAGUUAGAUUUAUGCUUCUUGAUCAAUGGGUCUCGUGUAAGUGAUUUAUGAGAAUCUGUGGCAUUCACCAAUUUAUUCGUAUUAAGAUUUUUUUUCUAAAUAGUACGUGGUCCAGAUCUGUAGCGCGAGUCAUGAACCUUUUUGAUUCAAAAAUUGUUAUGCCUUAAUCUGAAUGAAUUUACAGUUUAAAUGAUACGGAAACUAGAUCAAAUAAAAUAUUUGAGACAAACUUAA
Pungitius pungitius (ninespine stickleback) is the source of this 3715-nucleotide messenger RNA. RefSeq names its product SAC1 like phosphatidylinositide phosphatase b (gene sacm1lb). Lineage: Eukaryota; Metazoa; Chordata; Actinopteri; Perciformes; Gasterosteidae. Bases 122 to 1882 code for a protein of 586 amino acids. Gene Ontology annotation, molecular function: phosphatidylinositol-4-phosphate phosphatase activity. Gene Ontology annotation, biological process: phosphatidylinositol dephosphorylation. Gene Ontology annotation, cellular component: endoplasmic reticulum. The record is from RefSeq and is a predicted model, not a curated record. The transcript is spliced from 20 exons.